This is a messenger RNA of Annulohypoxylon maeteangense, 1456 nucleotides long. RefSeq lists its product as uncharacterized. The record is from RefSeq and is a predicted model, not a curated record. Gene Ontology annotation, molecular function: arylformamidase activity. Lineage: Eukaryota; Fungi; Ascomycota; Sordariomycetes; Xylariales; Hypoxylaceae. Bases 114 to 1133 code for a protein of 339 amino acids. The transcript is spliced from 3 exons.
CGCCCUGACUGGAAAUUGUUUCUUUGUCUUCGGUAUGCUGUAAUCUAUGAAAUUAUAUUGAACAAAUUGAAUCACCGCAUACCCAUCCGAAGAACAAUUUAACAGCAGCGACAAUGGCUCCACCAGCCCCUGGAAUCAAGGUCAACGAAAACGGCAUCCCCGACUUCGAAGACCUACCCCUUCGGAAGGGAGACCCUCACCUCUCGGCAUGGGGCUUAUACGGCGACAAAGACGAAUUAGGGACUCUAAACCGGCUAACUGACGAACGAGUCGCCGCCGCAGCCAAAAGCGAGAUUAGGACAGGUCACCGAAUCUCCCUCAACUGGCCCUUAGACGCCCAAACCGAAGAGUCCUUCUUCGCGCGGCAAGUUUUCCACCAGCAACUAAUCCGCAAAGACCCACGCACCGUGAACGACGACGUCUGGACCUUCAACUCGCAAGUAUCAACACAAUGGGACGGCCUGCGCCACUUCGGCUACCAGCGAGAAAAGCUCUUCUACAACGGCGUGACCCAAGACGACAUCCACGGUUGCGGUCCCGACGGGAAGAAAUCCACCGUCAACGGAAUCCACGCCUGGACAGCCCAAGGAAUAGUAGGCCGCGGCAUCCUCCUCGACCACCACAGCUGGCGCCAAUCCCAACCCAGCAGCACCCUCCCCCCCUACGACCCCUUCACCACGCACUCCAUCCCGCACUCCGAACUCCUCGCCUGCCUCGCCGCCCAAAACACCGUCCCCAAAUUCGGCGACAUCCUGCUAAUCCGAUCCGGCUUCACCUCCUCCCUGCGCUCCAAACCCGCCUCCUUCAUCUCCACCCACCGAACCAAAACCCCACACCCCUUCGGGGGCGUCGAACGCUCCCCCGAAAUCCUAAAAUGGAUAUGGACGACCUUCUCCGCAGUCGCCGGUGACCAACCCAGUUUCGAGAGCUGGCCCGCGCCGGCAGAUGCGCCGUACGCGCUGCACGAGGUGCUGCUCGCGGGGUGGGGGUGUCCGAUCGGGGAGCUGUUCGACCUGGAGGAGCUGGCGGAACAUUGCAAGAAGGAGGGGCGGUGGAGUUUUUUUGUCUCGAGUGAGCCGUGUAAUGUGCCUGGCGGGGUGGCGAGUCCGCCGAAUGUGCUUGCGAUUUUCUAGGGGGAGGGGUUGCUUAUCUGCUUUUUUACGAUGUAGGUGGGUGGGCGCCUAAGGUUAGGUGCGAUGUCUAAGCUGGCAAAGGAGAGAGAGGAUACAGUAACGGGAGGUGACGGGGGGAAGAUUUGGUGAGCGAAAGUGAAUUUCUUUACGAAGGAAUACUCUUUGAUGGAAAUCUCUCGGCUAUCAACCCGGCCUUACACCGGUCAUAGCAAAGCUACGACAGUUUCAUGCGCCCGUUACGCGAGGAACUCAAGUAGCAAUCUCAUAAGCGACGAGCCUAAAUAUAUACGAUAGAGUAAGGCCUUAGGAAAGCAGAGCAAGAU